Molecule: messenger RNA, 1515 nt
Organism: Strongylocentrotus purpuratus (purple sea urchin)
Lineage: Eukaryota; Metazoa; Echinodermata; Echinoidea; Camarodonta; Strongylocentrotidae
Product: fructose-2,6-bisphosphatase TIGAR
Exons: 5
Coding region: 137-919 (260 amino acids)
Biological process (GO): fructose 2,6-bisphosphate metabolic process; negative regulation of glycolytic process; negative regulation of programmed cell death
Cellular component (GO): cytosol
Molecular function (GO): fructose-2,6-bisphosphate 2-phosphatase activity
Source: RefSeq, a predicted model, not a curated record
GAGCAAAGCCAGCUAGCUAGCUAGCUGAGCUCAGUUCACAAGCGUGCGAGAUUGAUCAGCACGACCCUGGCCCUACGAGUCCGACUAUCUUGACCAAAGUUUCUGACCCUGUCGCAAGUCCAGCUCUAUAUCCAAGAUGAGGUUCAUGCUCACAUUUUUGAGGCACGGUGAAACUGACUGGAAUGCCCAAAUGAAGUGUCAAGGUCAGUCCGAUGUGCCACUCAAUACUGAAGGAGAAGAACAAGCCAAGGCUGUAGCAGCUUACCUAGCCACUGAAAAGUUUGACUAUGUUUUCUCAAGUGACUUGAGCAGAAGCCUUGAGACUGUAAAGAAAGUAGUAGAGCUUGGACCCAACCCAAAGCUGGAGAUUGUACAAGACAAAAGACUGCGGGAACGGAGCUUUGGGGUGUAUGAAGGAAUGUCGUUUGAUGUGUACCAGCAUGCCCUUCAGAACUGUGUUGGACAGUUUGUUGUAGAAGGUGGAGAAACUCCAGAACAGGCAUUACAGAGAUUAAUUGACUUCCUCAACGACAUGUGCAGGAAUGUGAAGAUGCAGGAAGCAAACAAGACCAAUAGUGCAAAGAGUACUGGAGGGGCCUCGAGCAGUGCGGAGCCUACAUCAGACGCAGCAGGUGGGGCUUCAUCCAAGGUCUUUGUAUCUGAAUUCACAGGAGAGGACAAGGCUGCCAGGAUACUCCCUCACAUCCUCCUCUCCACCCACGGCUUCAUGAUCAGAAGCUUCCUCAAGUACCUACACUGCGUCAUCAACGUUGAGAUCCCCGAGGGCGAUUGGCUGAUCGACGACGGAUGCCCGAACACCUCCCUCAGCACGCUGGUCGUGGAGACGGACAAGGACGAUAAGUUUGAUUUUGAAAGGCUGAUAUGUUACUUCAUCUACAAGGUGGAUCAUUUUUCAUAGUGACCGAGGGGAGCAUCUUUACAAACAGCCAGUAUUAGGAACUAACAGGACUAGAAGCAAUAGAAUAGGCGUAGAGUUAAGAAUCAUUAUAAGAUGAUGACGUGGAUCCUAAUCAAAUGAUUGGUUAAGAGCGUACUCGUGACCAGGCAUUUAUUUUGCCUAGAACGUAAUUUUGAUAAUGACCGGUCAUUAUCUAAUUCUAAUGACCGGUCAUUAGUAAAAUCAUGUUUAAAAACAUCAUUUUAUAAAACAUAAUCUUAUGAAACAAAUAAUACACAUCAUUUUGUUGGGCAUUAGUAAAAUUUCAAAACGGUCCAAACAGAGUGGUAGACUGUUCCAAAGGUACCUUGUGUGGGUAAAUCUUACUAAUGCCCUUAAUGCUGUGUAUUAUUUGUGUACUAUUGACUGAGGAGAGCGUCUUUGCAAACAGCCAGUACUUAGGAACUAACAGGACUAAAAGCAAUAGAAUAGGCAUAGGGUUACGAAUCACUAGGCUUUAUGCAAAGUGUGUUUGGAACACCCUAACUCUAGCCUUGAAUACACAAUGUGAACAUGUAUAGAUAAGUCCUUACCCCCCCCCCCCCCCCCUUCUCUGU